Polyodon spathula (Mississippi paddlefish) is the source of this 2237-nucleotide messenger RNA. RefSeq names its product chloride intracellular channel 5b (gene clic5b). The transcript is spliced from 6 exons. The record is from RefSeq and is a predicted model, not a curated record. Lineage: Eukaryota; Metazoa; Chordata; Actinopteri; Acipenseriformes; Polyodontidae. The coding region runs from base 156 to 1442 and encodes 428 amino acids.
GCAGCACCUGCAGUAUAGGCUUUGAACAAAAGGCAAGCUUAGACACUGUAAUACCGUUGUGGUGUCUAUAUUCAGAUGAGAACACUAGGCUUUUGCAACCUGUUACACAUCUCAGUCCCCCUAAGCUACAGAGACAGCCAAAACGCCUAGCUAACAUGGAAAACGAAUACAGUCAAAACAUCUACCAGAACAUUGAAGGACAAGGUGAGGUACCGGUACUUUAUGAGUCUAUCGAUGAUAUAGCGCAGACCCAAAAUCAUAACCAAUACGAGAAUAACCCCAUGGCAGAAGACGACACUCCAGCUGAAAGGAAAGCUACGAGUUCUUCCGAGAAAAUUUACGAUGAAGUUGCUGAGGAAGUUCCGGAUUCCACGUCCUCAGCUAGCCCCACUGAAUACAUGGACAUCCGACAAACCCCAGUUGAGAACAGGCUAGCUUCAUUUGAGCAAAGCGUGGACGGGAAAAAUAGCUCAUUAGGUUCAUCCGUAGGCUCGUCUUCCUCUCAUCAAGGUGAUGAAAACGGUCAAGGUGAUCAAGGUGAUGCUGACGAAUAUGACGAAAUAUCAAGCCCAACAGAGGUGGUAGACGACAAUGCCAUGGACGAGAUGCUUAUGGCGUACAGACUGCCGUCCAGUGGCACCACUGCAGCUGAGGAGAUGAGUGACCAGGAGACAACUGGUGACAGCAACAAUAAUAUCGAGGAGAACGACAACUCCGAGCAGGAACAGAUGGCAAUCACACUGUUCGUCAAGGCUGGCAGUGAUGGAGAAAGCAUUGGGAACUGUCCUUUCUCUCAGCGUCUCUUCAUGAUCCUCUGGCUCAAAGGGGUUGUCUUCAAUGUCACCACCAUCGACUUAAAAAGAAAGCCCACAGACCUGCAUAAUCUGGCCCCAGGGACUCAUCCACCUUUCCUGACCUUUAAUGGCGAGGUCAAGACUGACAUCAACAAAAUCGAGGAGUUUCUGGAGGAAGUCCUUGCACCACCAAAGUACCCCAAGCUUGCUGCUAAACAGCGAGAAUCCAACACUGCAGGAAAUGACAUUUUUGCAAAGUUCUCAGCAUUUAUAAAGAACACAAAACCAGAGGCCAAUGAAGCUCUGGAGAAGGCCCUGUCCAAGGCGCUGAGGAAGCUGGACAGUUAUCUGAACACCGUGCUGCCUGAGGAGAUCGACGCAGACAGUGCUGAAGAGAUGAACGUGUCAAAUCGCAAGUUCCUGGAUGGAGACGAGCUGACGCUUGCGGACUGCAAUCUCCUGCCAAAGCUUCAUAUAGUGAAGAUUGUAGCGAAAACGUAUCGCAACUAUGAAAUCCCGUCUGACAUGACAGGAGUGUGGCGAUACCUGCAGAAUGCCUACGCCAGGGAUGAGUUCACCAACACGUGUGCUGCAGACAAGGAGAUUGAGAUGGCAUACAGGGAUGUGGCAAAGAGGCUCUCUAAAUAGAAAACUUGCACCUGAAGGAACAGCUCAAAUCCUAUAUACUGUAGCCUAAUUUUUACAAAUUGGUUGCUGUUGACUUUUUUUCUGGUGGUAUCAGUAUCAACAUUUGCUUGGCUGGGACAAACCCUGUUUCAUUCUUAUCACUGAAAUGAAUAGGAGCCUGGAUUCAGCAGUAUUGCUGCUGUAGUUUGAAACUUUUGUUUGUCUUUAUACAUUAUUUGAUUGCACCUACAUUUCAAUUUAAUAAGGGGUGCCACAUUCAGUAAAUUAUUAUUAUUAUUAUUAUUAUUAUUAUUAUUAUUAUUAUUAUUAUUAUUAUUAUAUGUGUUCCUUUCGAUUUGUAGCAUUCGCGUAAUCUACCAACAAUAUUAACUUCAGUUUAGGAAAAUGACCCCACACCUGUUGGUAAACUCUUAGCUCUCAGUGGGGUGGUUGAGCAGCAGACAGUAGACAGGAUAGCUCAGUAGUUGAGCAAAUGCACAUUAUAUAACGCUGAUUCCUGUCUUGACACCCCUGUACUGCCCUAUUUCUGCCUUCCCAACGCCCAUACAAGCACUGACAAUACAUGCUUUAUUCAUAUAAAUCAAAGGAUAUGGUCUUGAUGAACAGAAAUGGUCUUGAAAGCUUGUGUUGUACAAACUAGUGGGCCAACAAAAGACAUCAACGUUUUUUUUAAAUGUAUUUACAUAUGUCUGAAUCAGUGUGCUUAAGUGAGUAUAAUGCUACAACAAGAACAACAAAAACAUUAUAGCUAAGCAUUCAGUAUAAAAACAAAUCUCCAUUAUCCAUUUUUAAAAA